AUGUCUCGUCAAGCAAUCAGCGCUCAGCGCCAUGUACUACGGGCUCUCACCCAGUGGCCCAAAGAUACUUUACGACCUCAGAUCCAGUUCCAGGACGUACUGCGUAAGCGAUUUGAAGGUUCCUCUGGUCUAUCCGAGCAAGAUCAGCUGAAACAAGCCAAUGCGCUAUACUCACUUUUGGAUAACCGGUAUAAGAAAAUGUACCCCAUCACAGGCUCCCUAUUACGCCCUAGGAGUAAGCCGACGUAUUUUACAGAUUUGGUAAAGGAGCUUGAGGAAGCACCAACUCGAUCCUAUUUAGAUAGGUUAUGGUUGCGGGUGAAGGGUAUUGUAAGAAUACAAUAA
Daldinia childiae is the source of this 345-nucleotide messenger RNA. RefSeq lists its product as uncharacterized. Gene Ontology annotation, biological process: mitochondrial respiratory chain complex III assembly. NCBI's taxonomy places the organism in Eukaryota, Fungi, Ascomycota, Sordariomycetes, Xylariales, Hypoxylaceae. Gene Ontology annotation, cellular component: mitochondrion; Cbp3p-Cbp6 complex. The transcript has 3 exons. Gene Ontology annotation, molecular function: ribosome binding. The record is from RefSeq and is a predicted model, not a curated record. The coding region runs from base 1 to 345 and encodes 114 amino acids.